UUGACACCCAAUUUAGCAAUCAAAACUCUAACCAAAGUCAUAAUAUAUAUAGUAUUAUUUAUAAUAGCUAUUAAUAAUAAAUAUAGCACUUCCCUAAUUAAUUUCCAGCUGUUCUUCUUCAUCACUCCAUUAUUCUCUCAAUUUUUCAGCCCAGUUUUUUUUUUUUUUAAACUAAUAUACUCAUACACAAAUUCCCACAAGCUCAUUUUUUAAAUUCAAUUUUCUUGAAAUUUGCUCCUUAUAUUUUUUUUUUCCAGUUUUUUUGGAAGUGGGGUUGUUCUGUUCUUGAUUGAAUUUCAAUUUAAAAUCGAUUUUAGUUAUCAAUUUAUUAGUAGCUAUAAUUAUAGCAGUUUCUUAUUUAGUGCAUAAGUAAUUUUCAUUCAAUUAUUUUUUAAGUAAUAUUUUCACACACAAAUUCCCACAAGCUUAUUUUUUACAUUCAAUUUUCUUGGAAUUUGAUCCACUUAUUUUUUUCCAGUUUUAUUGGAAGUGGGGUUGUUUUGUUCUUGCUUGAAUUUCAAGUAAUAAUGAUUUUAGUUAUCAUUUUGGAAUAAAAGUAUUUGAUGGCUGUUAUAUUGAUUAUUAUAUUAAUUUUGUUGAGUAUACAUAAUUAAUUACAAGGAGGAGAAGAUUAUCUUCAAUAAAGUGCCUGGUUUAAUCAAAUAAAGAGUUGUUGAAACAGAUGGAAGGAAAGCAGCAAACACCAAGUGUUAUAGCAAGACUAAUGGGCCUUGACGAGCUUCCACCUCAGCUGCCCCUCUCAGUUAAGAAAAGGAAAGUACUCUCAGAGAACUAUCUCCAGAAAACGGCUUCUAUAGGUUUGCGAGAAAAGAGUUCAUUUCAGAAGCAUCUAGUAGUUAAAGAUGUACCUGGAGUUGAGAUGCUAGAUAAUUAUAGCCAUGAAAAGAUGAGCCAAAAUGCAGCCAAGUCGAAGAUGCAGAAAUAUACUGAUUCAAGUUUUACUUCAAUAAAGGAGAAGCAUUCUUAUUUUAAGGGCUCCGAUGGUACCAAGCAGUUCCGUGAUCUACAGACUUCUAAACCCUAUUGCCACUCGGUUCACUCAGCCGUCGCUAAGCCAAUAGGCAAGAUAUCUGCUAGGAUUACCGCUGAAGAAAAUACUUCGAGAUCUCUUCAGACACUUGAGAUUGGUACAACUAAAGAUGACGUUGGACAAUGUUCAACUCAUCUCUUGAAGAAAAUAAACUUUCAGUUUGAUCCAUGCGCUUACAUGCCUCAUCCGUCUACAAGAACUAUUGUGGUCAAACCUAGUUCUGGAAAGUAUCAUAACACGAGAAAUCAGUCGUUUUCAAAGAGGUCAUCUUUUUCCAAAGAAUCCAAGAAGCAAAUCAUUGAGAGAUCGAAACUGAUGAAUGAUCUUCAAGAAGUUGAAAUAGCUCGUAGAAGCCAAAGUAUUGGAGAAAUGCUUGCUACGGAUGACUUAGAAACAAGGCCUCAAUUUUUGGACUCCGAGCGUGACAAACAUAGUUUUUGCAGUUCAUUCAGUGUGAACACUGAGAUCUCAGGCUCGUGCAAUUCGCCAAUUCCAAACCAUUCUGCUGGUUCUAGGAUAGCCUCUGGAAGUCCUGAAGGUGCGAUCGGCCAUAAAGCUUCUCUAACUGGCUGGUAUCUGAGGCAAAAACUAGCUGUUACUGAGAAACAUUCCAAGUCUAUGAACCAAAAGCUGAAAGAUAAUAUGGAAUAUAGAGACUUGAAUUCGAAGGAAACCGAUCAGCAUAGUCCAAAUUCAGUUCUGGAGCCACGUUUCCAGGAAGAGAAAUCAUGUACCUCUGAAUUGCGCGACUUAUGUAGUGUAGCAGUGCAACUUCAUUUUCUCGAGACCAACUCUGAGGAAACAUAUUCAGAAGGAUCUGAAAUGGGUGUCUCAAGUGAUGGAGACUCCGAGAGAGGGUCCCACGAUGUCCUUGAAGAUAGUGAAAACAUAUUGAAAGACUUCAAAACUGCAGAAGGCAGGGAUUUCUCCUACCUGGUUGAUGUUUUAGAUGAGGCCGGUUUGCAUGGCAUGAACCUCGGAGUGUAUUUCGAGACAUGGAAUUCUUCGGAAUAUCCUUUGAGUCCCUUGGUAUUCGACUUGUUAGAGAAGAAAUACGGGAAGCAGACAUUUUGGCUAAAAUCAGAGAGGAAACUUCUGUUUGACCACAUAAAUGCAGUGCUAAGUGAGAUUUCACAUUCAUUUCUGGAUAUCUACGUAACGGAGAAAUCCUUAAAGAGAAGGUGCUGUUCUACAAUGAGGAGAAUUGAUGUUGAAGAAGAGUUGUGGAGGAUGCUCGUUAGUCAGGAAAAUGAAGUGCACAAAGACUUGUCUGGAAAGGCAAUUGGAAAUGAAACCAAAUGGUUGCAGGCCGAUGAGGAAAUUGGUAGCAUAUGCAGAGAAAUUGAGGAAUAUUUGUUCGAUGAGCUAGCUGCAGAAUUAGCUUUGCAUUGAGAAAGUAUAAAAUGGGAUUUUUGGCCCCAUAAGUUUUCCUACUACUUCCCUCCUCAAGUUACUGGGAAUAGAUUUAUUUUUUUUCAACAGCAGUUUUGAUCUGAAAGUAUAGAAUGUUAUGUAGAAAAUCUGUAAGAUGUGGCACUAUUUAUUCUUAUAUUUGUUCAAACACAGUGUGCAAUCUUGUAGGAUUAUUUUUUUCUGUAGAAGGAUUUGGUGUAAACGACUAAAUAUUAAUACUAUUGGUAUAUUUUGAAGGA
Lycium barbarum (goji berry) is the source of this 2703-nucleotide messenger RNA. RefSeq lists its product as uncharacterized. The coding region runs from base 683 to 2443 and encodes 586 amino acids. The transcript has 3 exons. The record is from RefSeq and is a predicted model, not a curated record. NCBI's taxonomy places the organism in Eukaryota, Viridiplantae, Streptophyta, Magnoliopsida, Solanales, Solanaceae.